AUGGAUGAAGUUAAGAUAUCUCGCCACUCGAAUGAUAACGACAUCGGCACCGACCGACAAGGCCGAGUUAGGGCUUGCAUCUUGGCUGCCUCCUUGGGCUUAGUGUCCCGGCGCCGUUGGUGGCUGAAGCCCCUCGGCAAUGGAAAAGGUUCUCGGCAAACUCACGCAAAAAGAGCCGCGCUUGGCAUCAAACCUUACUUUAACCGGACCAAACCCUCCGCUUGGCUUCCUUUCUCGGUGCUAGUCGCCAGAAUCGUGUGUUUGAAGGAAGUUAUUGACCCACUCCUGAAAAUAGCAUUUACCUGCUCGGUAUCUCGAAUCAAAAUGGAGGCUUCAUCGGUCACUCGGUCGUUUCGUUCUACGGUCAUGCCGCCGACAGUUCCGGUACUUUCUCGCGUUCCAACUCAUGGAGAGCGCGCUCGUUCUGCCACUGAACAUCGAAAUGAUUCGCAGCCCCAGGUACAUCCUACUCAGCAGGAUGAGCAAACUUUGGCGGACCUGCAUCGAACGUUAACUGAGUUCUCCGAGGGGAAACACACCCAGUACGCUGAGCCACAUUCAACCCUUGACAAAUACUUAAGGGAACACGGUGUGAAGGUUGAAGCCGGCGAACCGCUUGGUCGACUCGGAGUAUGUUUCAAGAACUUGUCGACUUGGGGAAUGCGGAACGAGCAUGCGCAGGUGAAAACUUUAGCACAUGCUGUAUGGCGGACAUGUACCUUUCAAGACGUCUACGAGUGGACUGUCAAACGGUGGAUUGCUCCUCCGCGGCUGCAAGAUGGGAGACCCCUCAUCAAUGAUUUUUCUGGGGUUGUACGCUGUGGAGAGAUUAUGUUGGUAUUGGGGCGUCCAGGUGCAGGCUGUUCGACGUUUUUGCGAACUAUAGCAAACCACCACUCCUCAUUUUUAGGCGUGACCGGGUCGCUUGAUUAUUCCGGGCUCAAGCCGAAGGAUAUUUCGAAAUAUUUCAGGGGCGAGGUUGUUUAUAUCCCGGAAGAGGAUAAUCACUUUCCCACUUUGACUGCGCGCCAGACAUUGGAAUUUGCCUUGGAAACCAAGACUCCAAAAAGAUUAAGGCAUAGAAUCUCGGAGAUGUUGGAGAUAUAUGGUCGAGUUUUCGGCAUAUCUCACGCUAUGGACACUCUUGUUGGAAAUGAAUAUAUCCGCGGUAUUUCCGGAGGUGAAAGGAAACGGCUGUCAAUAGUCGAGUCUUUGGCCACUGAUUCGGCCGUCGCUGCGUGGGACAAUUCUACUAGGGGUUUGGAUGCUGCCGCUGCAGUCGAUUAUGCUCGCAGCCUUCGAAUCAUGACGGAUACUUGUGGCAAAGCGACCAUCGUGACGCUCUACCAGGCAUCUGACGCCGUUUACAACUUUGCCGAUAGGGUUAUGAUCAUCGAUGAAGGCCGUAUGUUAUACCAGGGGCCUGCGAACAAAGCCAAGUCAUAUUUCGAGAACUUGGGCUACAAGUGUCAUCCUAGACAAACGAUCACCGAUUUCCUGACUGGUAUAACAUCUGACCGAACGAGAGCUUUUCGGGAUGGGUAUGAGACACGCGCUCCAAAGGGCGCAGUUGAGUUGGAAAAAGCGUUCAAGGAAAGCGAAUAUUUCAAGAUCAUCCAGCAGGAUAUCCGGAAUUACGAAGCGGAGCUUUCCCGAAUGCAUCAAACUUGCGAGUCCAGCAACAGUUUGGAGAGCUUCAAAGCCAUUUCUCGGCAGAAGAAAUCCCGUUUCGUUUCUGCCAAGUCAGUUUACAACACUUCGCUGAUAAAACAAGUUACUCUUUGCACGAAGCCUGAACUCGAGGAUUCUGUUCAUGGUCGUGAUAUCAUUAGCCGUCAGAAAAGAUUCGCUUUUGUGAGACCAAGCGCGGUUGCGUUUGCUCGUACCCUGUUCGACUUCGUUACUGUCUUCUAUACUACACCCGCCCUCUAUGCAUUUGAGGCAUGUAUGGCCACCGAGUUUCAUAACCUGCAGCUUUCAUGCGAGCCAAGGUCGAUUAUCCCUUCAGGUCCUGAUUAUACAGAUACACUAUACCAGACUUGUGCGGGCGCAGGGAGUUUACCAGGACAGCUCAAAAUCGGCGGUGACGCAUACCUAGCCGAAAAAUAUGGUUUUUAUUAUCAUAACGUGUGGAGGAACUUUGGUAUUUUAAUUUUGUUUAUCGUAGUGUAUACCGCUACUAACGCCUGGCUUUGCGAGGCCAUUGAGUGGGAUGACGGCUCUGCUGGUGCUGUUUCAUUCAACCGGAAGAGGAAAUCUCCAUUCAGUGCCGCAGCUAGUGAUGAGGAAAAUAGGGCAUUCGAUGUCGAUCACCAAGCUCCUCCGGCGACGACAAAUGUGGACAUUGCUGGUACCCCCUCCGAACAAAUUGCAACAACGCAAUCAGCAUUCGCAUGGCGAAAUUUGACAUACACUAUCCGUCAAGGUGACUCGGACCGGGUUCUAUUAAAUGACGUUUCUGGAUAUUGCCAACCCGGGACGCUGACUGCAUUAGUCGGCUCAUCUGGUGCUGGUAAAUCAACAUUGCUAACCACACUUGCUCAACGCCAGAACACUGGCACGGUAACUGGCGAUAUAAUGAUUAACAGUCAAACUCCUGAUGUCAGCUUUCGUCGAAAAAUUGGGUAUUGCCAACAGAUGGACAUUCAUGAUAAAACAAGUACCAUCCGGGAAGCGUUCGAAUUUUCGGCAUUACUCCGUCAGGGAGCUGACAUAUCACGCAAGGAAAAAGUUGCUUAUGUGGACAUUAUAUUGCAUAUUCUGGAACUUACAGAGUUGCAAGAUGCGGUAAUAGGCUCUCUUCCGAUAGAGCAAAAAAGGAGGACGACGAUUGGUGUUGAGCUUUGCGCCAAACCAAGCCAUCUUCUGUUUUUAGAUGAACCUACCAGCGGUCUCGAUAGCGAAGGUGCCUUCAGCAUCGUUGUAUUGUUAAGGAAACUCGCGGAUGCAGGCCUUGCCAUUUUGUGUACUAUCCACCAAGCAAGUCAUCAACAAAUUGAAGUCUUCGAUCGAGUUCUAGCUCUCAACCCCGGAGGCAAUGUCUUUUACUUCGGAGAAGUCGGGCCAUCUGGGAAAGCUAUUUGCGAUUAUUUUGGGCGUCAUGGUGUUUUCAUUGAAGAUGAAAAGAAUGUUGCUGAUCUGCUAAUUGAGGUUGGUGUCGGAGUAUGUAAAGUGAAAGGGAAACAAUCGGACUGGAAUGAGAUAUGGAAACACUCACCUGAGGCAUCCAAAGUGCAGGAAGAAGCCGGUAUCAUUUGCAGCCGCAAAAAUGGUGAGCAUGUUAUCGAUCAAAUAAGGGAUAAGGAGGAAUUUGCCUCAACGACAUGGGAACAAAUUGUUGAACUCACUAAGCGCACGAGUCGGCAUUACUGGCGUUCACCCGAGUACCCCUAUUCGAGACUCUAUGCAUCAGCCAUCCACGCUUUGCUCAACGGCCUCACCUACCUCCAGAUCGGAAACAGCGAGACAGAUAUGCAAUCGCGAGCUUUUUCCUGUUUCUUGAUUCUUAUGCUUGUCCCUGAAUUUGUUAAUGGAACAUCAAUGAAAUUCACUGAGAAUCGGGACAUGUGGGAAGAACGCGAAUAUCCCAGCAGAAUAUAUGGAUGGAUCAGUUUCACAACCGCUCAAAUCCUAUCUGAGCUACCAUACGCACUUGCUGGGGGUGCCAUUUUUUAUCUCCUUUUCUAUUACGCUGUGGGACUCCCUCUCGGUGUUCCUGCCGGAUAUACAUUUCUUAUGGUCCUCUUUUUCCACCUUUUCUCAACAUCCUGGGGACAAUGGAUUGCUGCAAUGAGUUCUGACGCUGUCAUGGCUGCCAACCUCAUGCCGUUUUUCCUUAUCAUGUGCGAGUUGUUCAAUGGCGUGCUACAUCCUAAGGAGGAAAUGUCUGUUUUCUGGGCUUACACCAUGUAUUACUUGGCGCCAUUUACAUAUUGGAUUGGGGGAAUUCUUUCGAUGAUCAUGAAGGGUGCCAAAGUUACCUGCACUGCGAGCGAGUUGAUUACUUUUCACGCUCCCCCAAACCAAACUUGCGUACAGUAUGCGGGCUCGUGGAUUUCUUCGGCUACGGGAUACCUGGCAAAUCCUGAUGAUAUGGGAAACUGCCAGUAUUGUUCUUACAAAUACGGGGACGAGUACCUCGCCGAAAAUAACCUCUCCGCAUCCAAGAGUUGGCCAUAUCUAAGCAUCUUCGUCGGCUUCAUGAUCGCCAAUUACUUCAUUGUGUAUCUGCUCGUUUAUGUCUAUUCAGUGAAGAAACUGUUUAAGAGGUCGAAAAGCUGA
Histoplasma capsulatum G186AR is the source of this 4281-nucleotide messenger RNA. RefSeq names its product ABC transporter. The transcript has 11 exons. Lineage: Eukaryota; Fungi; Ascomycota; Eurotiomycetes; Onygenales; Ajellomycetaceae. Gene Ontology annotation, molecular function: ABC-type transporter activity; ATP hydrolysis activity; ATP binding. Gene Ontology annotation, cellular component: membrane. The coding region runs from base 1 to 4281 and encodes 1426 amino acids. The record is from RefSeq and is a predicted model, not a curated record. Gene Ontology annotation, biological process: transmembrane transport.